AUGCCGGAAGCACCUAUAAGACCGAGCGAACUCUACAUAUAUGACUUGCCAAGUAAAGUAUUGGACUCUCUAGAGUUACUCUACUUCGACUCCAAUACACUGGCAAACAUAGAUGUUAGUGCAUUGUCCACCAAAGAACCUGAGGUUGUGGCAGAGAAAACUGCCAACAAAGACACCGACUUCUACAAGUCUGACUUUUACAGAUACAAUUUGAAAAGAUCGCUUCAAAAUUUGCCUGCUAUAACUGAAGACGAGUUUGAAGAAUUGAUUGAAAGAACCUCGAUUGAAAGUUUAUCUGGUUCAGAUUCCGAAUCCAAUACCGAUGACGACGACGAAGAAGAAGAAGAAGAGCAGGACGAGCUGAAUCCAAGAGAGGACAGGCUUCAAACUUUAAUGAAGAGACUAGAGUUGGAAAAUGCAAACGAUGACGAAAACGAAUCAACUGUGAGCUUUUUAAACACCAAAUCAGCAUACUUAUUGUUCAAGUCACCGUAUGUGUCCUCAUCCGAGAAGGCAUACGGAAUCUACAAAUCCUUAUUCACCCAAGAACAGCUACUCAAUGCAAAUCCAAUGACAGAACUCAAGCAAUUUUCACAACUCAAGACCAAAAAGUCUGCUCUUUUCAUGAUUGGAGGUGGUCAUUUCGCAGGUGCAAUAAUAUCUCAUACCCCUAAAAACACUCGCGGUAACGCUCCAACAGCUAAGGAAUCAAUACUAGAGCAAGGAGUCAAUAUUGUCAUAUCAAAAACAUUCCAUAGGUAUACCACUAGAAGAAAACAAGGUGGGUCUCAAAGUGCAAGUGAUAAUGCUCGAGGCAAAGCCAACUCCGCUGGGUCGAGUAUAAGAAGAUAUAACGAACAGGCCUUAAUACAAGAAGUCAGAGAAUUGUUACAAGAAUGGAAAUCCCAUUUGAACGAAUGUGUUAGUAUAUUCAUACGAGCUAAUGGUGCUUCAAAUAAGAAAAUUUUGGUUGGGUAUGAAGGCGCCGUUCUUCAAAACAACGACCCUAGAAUUAGAAGUUUCCCAUUCACAACAAAAAGAGCAACCACGUCUGAAUUAAAGAGGGCUUGGGUAGAAUUAGCAUACUUGAAGGAAGUCCCCAUUCCUAAAGCCCUGUUAAAGACACCAGAAGUCAAGAGAGCCAAGAGCCCAAGCCCUGCCAAGAUUGAGAAACCAAAGGAACAAAUAAGAGCCGAAGAGGUUUCUGCAGAGUUGAUUUCAUUGUUGAAGAAACAAAAAGCACCCAAGCUCAUCAGUUUCAUUAAACAAAACAAAAUCGACGUGGAUUCAUUUCGUCUUCAACCGGAGGAUCGAUUCACACAUAGCCCAACAUUAUUGCAUUAUGCCUCAGUCAACAGUUUAAACCACAUGGUUCAAAUCCUUGUGGUUAACCUCAAGGCCAAUCCUACGGUUUUAAAUAAGGCUGGUAGAACUCCGGCUGAAGUGGCCAGUGAUGCUGAAACCAGAAAGGUGUUCCAAAUUGUCAGACAUAAACUUGGGGAAUCGUAUUGUGAUUGGAAAUUGGCCAAAGUUGGGCCAGCCAAAUCCAAAGAAGAAUUUGAUCGUGAAGAACAAGAAAAGAACGAACAGAUUAAACUUGAACAACAAAAAUUGAUUCAAGAAGAAUUGGCUAAAAAGACCGAGAUGGAAUUGCGAAAACCUAAGAUUCAAUCUUCAGGAAGCUUGGCGACUCCAGGUGCCGAUGCUCUUAAUAUGAGCGGUCUUUCAGAGCAGCAAAAGAUGAGAAUAAUGAGAGAGCAAAGAGCAAGGGCCGCUGAAGCUAGAAUGAAGAUGUUACAAGGUAAAUAG
Molecule: messenger RNA, 1809 nt
Organism: Spathaspora passalidarum NRRL Y-27907
Lineage: Eukaryota; Fungi; Ascomycota; Pichiomycetes; Serinales; Debaryomycetaceae
Exons: 1
Coding region: 1-1809 (602 amino acids)
Source: RefSeq, a predicted model, not a curated record